Messenger RNA from Plasmopara halstedii, 204 nucleotides. RefSeq lists its product as uncharacterized. The record is from RefSeq and is a predicted model, not a curated record. The transcript has 2 exons. Bases 1 to 204 code for a protein of 67 amino acids. NCBI's taxonomy places the organism in Eukaryota, Oomycota, Peronosporomycetes, Peronosporales, Peronosporaceae.
AUGCGGAUGUGUCGUGCUACCUCGGAACCAAUAUGUGAUAGUAAUUAUCUUGCUCAUGCAAUCUUCCACGUUCUUGACGCCAGACAACUACAAGGUGUUAGUCGGGAUGAUUGGGAAGUCUGGAAUUGCGAGUUUUUUAUAUGCAAGUCGGCUGUGCUCGACAAGUUGUGUUUCCUGGUGUCAUGUGUUAUGUUUGAUAUAUAA